Messenger RNA from Cyclocybe aegerita, 1677 nucleotides. Lineage: Eukaryota; Fungi; Basidiomycota; Agaricomycetes; Agaricales; Hemipholiotaceae. The record is from the annotation of a GenBank genome assembly.
AUGUCCACCGCUGUCGCCAGCGCGAGGACGUCGCUGAGGCACUACGCCUCGCUCUUUCUGACGUUGGACAGCGCGAAAUCGGCACUGUUCUACUAUGUUCUCCUGACCCAGGUGAUCAAGGCCCAAAGGCACCUACGGGCAAGAGGCUUGACCACGACGGCAAAGGAGCUGUAUAGUUGGGUGUCGCAGCAAAUCGUUCGUCUUGUCCUGAGCACUCCUGCGAUGAAGAAGAAGGUGGCUUCCCAAAUGGACCAAGCUAAGCUCGACAUCGAGAACCGUCUGGUCCCCAAAGGCCCCAAUGUUGUUCGCCACUUGGCUCUCCCAUCCGAAGGAAAAUCUACGGAGUGGAUUUUGAAAGAGAUGGAAGUAAUGGACGGCGAAAUGGGUGGGCCAACCGACACCUGGAGGCAGGGCAAGCUUUCUGGUGCCGUUUAUCAUGGUGGCGACGAACUUUCUAAGCUCAUCGUCGAUGCCUACUCUCGCUACUGCGUUUCGAAUCCACUGCACCCUGAGGUCUUCCCUGCGGUUCGCAAGAUGGAGGCGGAGAUUGUCGCUAUGGUCCUCAAGAUGUAUCACGGGCCACCAAGCUCUGCAGGUGUUAUGACCUCUGGAGGGACCGAGAGUAUUAUCAUGGCAGUCAAAACCUACCGCGACUGGGCGAGAGCCGUCAAGGGCAUCACAGAACCCGAAAUGAUUGUGCCAGAGACUGGCCACGCUGCAUUCGACAAGGGUGCUGCCUACCUCGGUAUCAAGGUCCACACCAUCCCCCUUGAUGCCUACACGCGUCAGGUCGAUCUUAAGCGCGUCAAGCGCGCUAUCAACGCCAACACCAUUUUGCUCGUCGGGUCGUCUGUCAACUUCCCAGACGGAAACCAGGAUAACAUAACAGCUCUCGGUGUGCUCGCGAAGAAGUACAAGAUCGGUCUGCACGUCGACUGUUGUCUGGGGUCUUUCAUCGUUCCUUUCCUCGAGCCCGCAGGGCUCUCGAAAGGCAGUGAUAAAGGCAGAUACCGCCUCCAACCAUUCGACUUCUCAGUCGAUGGCGUUACAAGUAUCAGUUGCGAUACCCACAAAUAUGGAUUUGCGCCGAAGGGCACGUCCGUCAUUAUGUACAGGACCGCGGACCUACGACAAUACCAGUACUAUGUCAACCCUUCCUGGAUAGGUGGCGUCUACGCCAGCCCGAGUAUUUCUGGAUCCCGACCUGGUGCCCUGAUUGCGGGCUGCUGGGCAGUCAUGCAGUACAUGGGUACAGACGGCUACCUAAAUUCAUGCCGUGAGAUUGUCGGCGCCGCACGCGCUAUCGCCGAUGCCAUCACUGACGACAUCCCCGAGCUUUACGUCCUCGGUAACCCCCCUGCGUCUGUCGUCGCCUUUGCUAGCAAGCACCCCAAGGUGGACGCUCUGGAGGUCGGGGACGCCAUGGCCAAGCUCGGCUGGCACCUGAAUGGACUGAGUUCUCCUAAGAGCGUACACAUAGCCUGCACCCGCCUUACCGUCCCAGUGGUUGACCAAUUCAUCGCCGACCUUAAAGACUCUGUGCGUGUAGCCAAGUUGUCCCCGACUGGCAAGGGCUCCAUGGUCUCCGUAUACGGCCUCGGGAACUCUAGCGCUGUCGGCCCAGAGAUGGUUGGGCAACUCGCCUCUGCGUUCCUGGAUGCUCUUUACAAGGCUUAG